UACCUACAGUGUACCGUCUUAUCGCAGAAUGGGUGACAUUAAAACUAAUGUGUCUGAAGUGAAGUAUGUGAAUGUGUACUGAUUGGUGAAACAGUGAAAAUGACGGGGAAAUUAAUCAACACACCUCUGAUCAGAUCUGUUGCCCUCGCAGCGGCGAUAAUAGGAACAUUCCAAGCCGCCAUAUGGUUUUCCUUUUCAUUAAUUUCGAUAUUACUUUACCAUUCAGUGAUCGAGAUCGACACCAAUUUAUCGUCGCACAAUUAUCUGCGUAUCAUCUACGAUGCAUUUUUAAAUCCCGAUAAAACGAACGAAGAUGUAAUAGUAACUGCAGACGCCUUUAAUAUUUUUAUGUACCUGUAUGUGAUAUCAAGCUUUGUAUGGCUAAUUGCUUCGCUAUACAUGAUGUGGGCCAUGAAGAGAAACAAAUGGGGCGGCAACUUUGUGGUUAUCAGCUUGUGGUCAGGAACAACGAUCUUGAUAGCGAUCCUUGACGUCGUGCUGAUGAGUUUGGUGGUUGCAGAUUAUGUAAACAUUCAGGAUUCGUUAGAUCUGCCAAUUACCCCUCCAGAGGUAACCGCAACAACAGCGAGUCCUUUUACAACAGAAGCGACUUCGACGAAGGGCCUCACUACAGUCCCAUCUACCCCAGAGGAAACAACUUUACCAUCCUCAUCUGCAUCCCCAUUAGACACGACAAUAACUACCCAAGAUCCAGGAGUUCAAGCUGAGUUAAUGUUGACUAAAUCCCUCUCAAAACUCAUUGUAACGGAUGCUAGCGUAUUCCAAGAUAUAAGUCAAGACGAGGUAUAUAAACAACUUCUCAACACUUCUUAUAUAAUUCUAGUGACUUUGGCAGCAAGAGGAUAUGUAUUGUGGGUAAUCAACGUCGUACUUGCCAUUAUUUUGAUAAAAUUCGCCGUUAACUUAUCAAAGAAUAAAACACCUUCACUUUUACCUAUGAUCGAUGGCUAUUCUACCGGACGACCUCCAUGGGGUAACAACCUAUACGAGCAAACGGACAUAGGCAACGGGUACUCCAACGGAGGCUUCGCCGACGACAACGACAGGACAGCCUUCCCCAGGAGCGAUUCCUUCGUCACUACUGAACCAGAGGGCAUGAACCAGAACCCUCUGAGCAACGGUCACAAUCCCUAUGCCCAGCAGAUGGAAAACCUAAGGCCGGUUUCGGACAACCCCAACAUAGUCAGCCCGAAGGUGGCCAAGAUAGGGAAGCAAAACGGGCGGAGGACUCCCCCAAGGAACGUGCCUCCGCCUAAUAUUCCUCACUCGAACUCGCCCUAUAUCCCAGAUCCGGACUAUUCGCCGCCGGGAAGUCCCUUGAAGCCGAAGUCCGUUUUGCGGCCGAGGAGCAACUACGUUUUAUAGAAACAGUCACUCAAUCGGAUUGAAUGAAACGUCAAACCUCCCCACGAGAGCUAAAAUAAUGCCUUGUCAACAAUGGGCUCAUAGCAAACGAUACGAACAAUCUACGAUCUUAAAAAUUAUCGAAAUAUGCCCAAAAAUCAAUACAUUUGCAGCCUAUCACAUAUCUCCAUAACAUUUCAAGACAAAAGUAUAGAGUACGUAAUCCUUAACAAUCAAAUUUUUGCCUAAAAUAAAGAACAACACUCGCUCUGUUUUGUAGACCAUGACAAACAAACCAAUUUCUUUUUUAAUGCCUAUCUUAAAAAUAUGAUAUCUUAAAACCUUUUUUGCAUGGUUGCAAAAUACACAAAUAAACAGGAUGUUUGAAAUUAAAAAAAAAUACCGCUUUUCUGUUUGUUCAACUAAUCAACAGGAAAAAUGAAAAUUUUUUUAUCGUUAUCAAUUGAUCCGCUCAUGGUAAUAAAUCUAUCAAUCGCAAAUCCGUUAUGCUUAACGUUCUUUUUACACACAAUACAAUAAUUUGUCAAGAGGCUAAAAUAGGCAGAUGUAUUUAUAAUAAUGGCAUGUGACGUAUCUGACCAGUAUCUGUUAUCUUAUUUAUUAAUACUAAAACUAAUAUAUUGUAAAUAUUUUUUAUAUAUAGUUAAUAGAGUUUUGUUUCUAGUGUUAUGA
Anoplophora glabripennis (Asian longhorned beetle) is the source of this 2058-nucleotide messenger RNA. RefSeq lists its product as uncharacterized. The transcript has 11 exons. Lineage: Eukaryota; Metazoa; Arthropoda; Insecta; Coleoptera; Cerambycidae. Bases 100 to 1386 code for a protein of 428 amino acids. The record is from RefSeq and is a predicted model, not a curated record.